AUGUGGAAAAAGUGAAGCGCUAUGAAGACUUUCCAGAUGCACUGUAUGUACAUCACUGGUUUUUAUGAAAGUGUAAAAAUGCAGUUUGCUCCUCAUAUAAAACUAUUGUAUGGCUUUAGAAGACUAAAGGCCCAGAUAUACUCUUAAAAUAUAUAUUAAAGAACAAACUAUUGUGACAUUGUUUUGAACAAAAUCAGGCCAAUACAAAAUUUGCACUGCAGGUUAAGAAAACAUAUGCAAAUAGAAAAACACUAACAGAUUAAAAAACAUCUUUACCAGUGUCAUCAGCAAAUUCUCACCAUGCAUGGAAAUACAGAAACAUGCUGCGAAUAGCACAGACCCCAAGGGAAAUGUGUGGGGGGACACUCCAAGAGUGACAAACCCGACAGCUUUCUAGUUAGGGGUGUUGUCGGAGAUCUGAGAGGUUGGUUUUAUUUAUUUUAACACCCUGAUUGUAUAGUACUGAAUAUUAUGGCUAAAGUAUACAAACAACAACAUUUGUCCAGGACAUUAAAACAAAUCAAAAACGUACCUCUCAGAUCUCCUUGAUAAAGAUAUUUUCAAAAAUCUUUUGUGUUUUUAUUUCCGUGUGUUUUCUUAACUUGCUGUGCAUUUCCUUUUUUUCAUGUGUUGUGUGAAUCUGUGUGCAUGUAUGUUGUCAAACUGUUGAAGAAUAGGGAUGAAUAUGAAUUCAUUUAUUUACUCGUUCUCCAUUUAUUUGAGUUCCUUUCUUCUGUUGAACACUAAAGAUAUUUUGAUGAUUGUCGGAAACUGGGAACCAUUCACUUCCAUAGAAAUUCCUACUAGGCAGGCAUGGUAAUAUUAGGCUUUCCUAAUUUGUGAUAAGAAUGAUACUCUCUUUAUGUCUCUUUCAGUCCUCCCAAUCCUCUAGCCACACCUCUAGCAGGCGUGUCACAAGUAUGGGCUGGUAAAUCCCACCUCCUCAGGUUUAGCCACGCCUCUGAGAUGCUUUCUCUGUCCGUGUGUGCGUCUGAGCUCUGUCCUACAACAACAACCAUUCAAUCAUCCAUAUCACUGCUGCGAGAGUGUGCACAGGACUCUGCAUUGAUAAACAAGCUCAAAGGUCUGAGAGUGGAAACAGAAGGAACUGAAAGCAACACUUUGUCUUCAUACUCAGGAUCACCAUACUCACUGCUUCACAAUGCUUGGCUCAACAACACCAGUCAGGAUGAAGAUGAGGAGCUCUUGUCAUCUGAUGACUCCGAUGAGCUCACAACUGACUCAACAAACAGUUCGCUCACCAUUACAAACAGCAUCAACACUCUGCAGGCUGGUGAGGAUCAGGCAAUUUAUCCUCAGGACUCAAUUGAUUUUGAGUCAGACUCUACAGCAUCUGGACAAGACUCUCCCAUGCAAGACCAUUUUCCCAUCAAUAGUCCACAGGACGAUCCAUUCCCCUUCAAUGAUGAAGAAACAUCUAGAGAGAUCAGAAGUAUGUGGCACAGCAAGUCAGAGGAGGAUGAGAAAGAGAAGUUCAUUCCUACAUCCAAAAGCGAGACGGAGAAAUAUAAAGUGAGUCGAACACUAAGCUUCCUCAGGAGCCGAAUGGUCAACACCAAAAUAAAAAACAAGGUAAAUGCAGAUGUUUCCUCAGCCUUGCACCAGCUCUGCUCACUGCAGGAGCCUGUUAAUACAGCUUGUGAAGUCUGUGAGGAUGUGAACAGUGAUGAACCACAGCAGUGCACAUACUGCUCCAUGAUCAUUCAUAGGGCCUGCUGUGAUUCUGGCCCUCUGUGUUUAAAGAAUCCUCAUCAGGCACUUUUGAAAAGCGCAGACUCUUCAAUAUUAAUUUACUCGUCCAGUCAGAGUUCUCCAUCCCUGUCUCUGGUCCCUGACAGUAGCACAGUAUCACACAGAAAGAGGAGUAACAGCGAGGGGUGUGGCCAUAAUGUCACUCUGCGGAAAAGCAAGUCAUUGAUUGGUCAUUCUUCUGUAAGCUCCGCCUCCAAUUCAUCAGCUCAGAUUUCGUUUGACUACUCUGCUGAAUCGUGGAGUGCAGUUGUAGACGCUGAAUUCAGCAGGACACUUGAGAAAGAGGUGGUCAAGAGACAGGAGAUCAUCUAUGAGCUGAUGCAGACAGAAUUUCACCACGUCCAGACGCUCACCGUUAUGGCUGAUGUUUUGAGACGGGGACUGCAGGAGGACGUGCAGGUGGAGCAGGACGUCAUCAGUCAGAUUUUCCCCAGGCUGGACGAGCUCUUAGCUUUGCAUAGGAACUUUCUUUUAGACAUGGAGACCAGACAGAGGGCUUCUGUUUACCCAGGAGAGCACAAGAACUACAUCAUCCAGCAAAUCGGUGAUAUCCUGUGUCAGCAGUUCUCAGGCCCAAAUGCGUCUCAGAUGAUAGAGUUAUAUGGCGACUUCUGCAGUCAGCAUCCAGAAGCGCUGAAGAUUUAUAAGCAGCAGUUGCAGAACAACAGGAAACUGCAGUUAUUUCUCAGACAGCAGAGCACCAAAUCUGUCAUCAAACGCCGCGAAAUCCCAGAAUUCCUUUUGCUCGUGACUCAGAGAAUCACAAAGUACCCUGUUCUGAUAGAGAGACUCCUUCAACACACUGAUGAUGGCAGUGGCGAGCAUUAUGACAUUGCAAUGUCACUUGAGGGUCUGCGUGCGGUGAUAGAGGAGGUGGACCGGCGUGUGGGACAAUACGAGCGCUCAAAGAAGCUGCAGGACAUUAUCAGUCGACUGGACAACAAGAGCUGCACUCGUCUGAAGAACGGAGAGAUCUUCGGCAAACAAGACCUGCAGAAAUCACACCGAACUCUCACUCACUCCUCAGUGCUGACAUGCAGGACGACCUCUGGCAGACUCAGAGAUGUUCUGGCAUUGCUCCUCACAGACGUUCUGGCUUUCCUUCAGGAAAAAGAGCAGAAGUUUGUCUUUGCUGCAUUGGAGCAGAAACCCUCUGUGAUGCCCUUGCGAAGGCUCAUUGUGAGGGAAAUAGCCAAUCAGGAGCGAGGAUUAUUUCUCAUCAGCAGUGACUGCUCUGGGGGGCCGGAGAUGUACGAGAUUCACACACAGACGCGCGAGGAGCGCAACACAUGGAUGACACUGCUGAGACAGGCAGCGGAGAGUCUUCCAGAUGACCAAACCAAGAAGAAUGAGGGGGAAAUUAAAGUCAAGAAGAUACAGAAACUGCAAGAGGCGCUGUUUUCACUGGACCUGCAGGUGUGCUCAGUCAUCGAGGAGAAGUUAAGGAUCUGCAGAGGCACUGGUGGUAGAUGGAAUCUGGCUAGCUGUCGCCUUCUCGUUCAACCCCAUCCUGAAAACACCCCUCAGUGUGUCACAUUACUGUCUGACGCACAGGAAGAGGUGGUGAAGCUGGCUGUCACCUUGCUGUCUUGGCUUUUCCCGUGCAUAUUGUCACCAAGUACCCCUGACAGCUUUAGAGAGGAAAGAGGAAACUAUAAUGAACACAAUUUGCCAAGUAGGAGCAGGAGUAGCGGUCUGGUAGGAACAGGGGUCGGCCCUCUCUUAAUGGCCCCGAUAAACCCUGCCCCUCACAUUUAUUUAAAGGUAGCGGAGGGUGUUCACAACUUAAUCCAUAUACUCUACAGUCUGCAGGCUGCUAUAAUAAUCCAGGACAGCUGCUUUGAAGUUCAAAAUCUCCUCCUCCUGGAGGGAGAAGCUCCACCCCCAGGUCUUACCAGUGAUUAUGAUGUCAAAAGGGUGGGUGUGCAGAGUUUGGAGUAUGGCGUUGGUGGCUGCGGGACUGCGGCCGUGCAACAGAAUGAACUGGAGCAGAGAGAGAGAGAGCAUACUGAACUAAUGGACAGACUGACCAAAGAGAAAGAGCAGUUUGAGGAGGAGCUGCGGCUGUUUGAGGAGGAGAUGAAGAAGCUGAGAGAGGAGGAGAAGAGAGUGAAGGAAGAGAGAGAGAGAUUAAAGGAGGAGGGCAAGAAAGUGUCGAAAGAGAAGAAGAGUCUGGAGACAAAGAUAAGACUCAUUCAAAAUCCAAAUCCUCGUCAAAUCAUCCUGCCUUGUAUCACACCACAGGAGAAAUAAACCACAUUCAUGUAUACUGUAUUUACAGUGGGCGAAAUAGA
Messenger RNA from Danio rerio (zebrafish), 4067 nucleotides. The record is from RefSeq and is a predicted model, not a curated record. Lineage: Eukaryota; Metazoa; Chordata; Actinopteri; Cypriniformes; Danionidae.